Harpegnathos saltator (Jerdon's jumping ant) is the source of this 1487-nucleotide messenger RNA. It is a transcript of the gene Tdh, whose product is annotated as L-threonine dehydrogenase. The transcript is spliced from 5 exons. Gene Ontology annotation, biological process: L-threonine catabolic process. The record is from RefSeq and is a predicted model, not a curated record. The coding region runs from base 316 to 1419 and encodes 367 amino acids. Lineage: Eukaryota; Metazoa; Arthropoda; Insecta; Hymenoptera; Formicidae. Gene Ontology annotation, molecular function: L-threonine 3-dehydrogenase activity.
UGUCAGGUGAAGCUCCAUCAGUUAUUCAUCAGCCACGAGCAAGCAAGGAUCGAGUCCUUCGAGAGAGAAAGAAAAGAGGAAGGCACUCUGUGUUAUUCUCUCAUCAUUUACUCGUGACAAUUUGCACCACUGUGAACGAUUUUAAUUUCGCUUAUUUUUUUUACCUUCAUCCCUUGUAAUCAUCGUCAUUGAGAACUUUCGUUCGCGAAGAAAACGGUCAGAAAGAAGAAUAAUACACUGUGAAGUAUUUUUCAGGCGCAUGAAACGCGCUCAUCUGCUCAUCGAUAAUCAGUGCUCGAAUUUGCGACAGACACUAUGCUGUUUAAAAAUAUCAUUCAGUUUUCGCGAUCUGUCACCAGGAACGUCCACAGGAACUACCAAGUCUCCGCUAAUCCUCUCUGCAAGGCGAACAGGGAGGAUGCCAGGCUGAACAAGGAAGACAUAAAAUCGCCACGGAUUCUUAUAACAGGCGGCCUCGGACAAUUGGGCACGGAGUGCGCAAAAAUGCUACGACGGCAUUACGGCAACGAGAACGUCAUACUGUCCGACAUCAUCAAGCCGACGGAGGAGAGCCUGUCAUACGGGCCUUUCAUCUUCGCCGACAUCCUCGACUUCAAGGGCCUGCAAAAAAUCGUCGUGGACUACAGAAUCGACUGGCUCAUCCACUUCAGCGCUCUGCUAAGCGCCGUCGGCGAACAGAACGUACCGUUGGCCGUCAGAGUUAAUAUCGAAGGUAUGCACAAUGUCAUCGAGCUGGCGAAGCAGUACAAGCUGAAGAUUUUCAUUCCUUCCACAAUCGGCGCAUUCGGCCCGGACUCGCCGAGGAACCCCACGCCGAACGUCACGGUGCAACGACCGCGCACCAUCUACGGCGUCAGCAAAGUGCACGCGGAGCUUUUAGGGGAAUAUUAUCACCAUCGAUUCGGCCUCGACUUCCGAUGCCUUCGAUUCCCCGGAGUAAUCAGUAGUGACCCACCUGGCGGUGGCACAACCGAUUAUGCCGUAGCGGUGUUCCACGAAGGACUGUUAAAUAAAAGAUACGAGUGCUACUUGGAGCCCAAUACCAGGCUACCAAUGAUGUACAUCGAGGACUGUCUGUCAGCGCUCUUGCAAUUUCUUAACACGCCUAACGAGCUAUUGCAAAGGCGGGUGUACAAUGUCACAGCCAUGAGCUUCACGCCUGAGGAGCUGUUCAACGAAGUUCUCAAGUAUAUUCCGGACUUGAAGAUCUCUUACAAGCCAGACGCGCGACAACACAUCGCCGAGGACUGGCCGCAGGUCUUCGACGACAGUGAGGCGCGACGGGACUGGGGCUGGCAACACAAGUACAACUUGGAGAGGCUGGUGGAAUCGAUGGUGCGGGAUGUCAACGUGAAUCAUCUGCCGAAAUUAAGACAGUUGAAACAGAUCAACCGCUAGUAUCAUUGUACAAUCAGCAUUGUAAGCGUGUACUUACAAAUAACAAAUGCAAUAUUUAUUUCACAUUA